ACGCGGCUGGCUAAGAGCAGCAUAAGACCAGCAUAAGACCGCGCAUCCAACCAAGUAAGCCUAACUUGGUGGUGUAAGGGGUGGCGCAGUCAGCUGGCCAACUGACCAACCGACUUACCUACUUUACAGCUCCUUACACGUUGUCUUGGGGGAGCUUUCGUGGGGUUUGUACCUAGUUUAAUGUACCAGCCUAUCUCCAACUUCCGUCUUUUCCCUUCGUCAACAUUGCCAACGUAGUCGAGAGAGUAUCCACUAUCACCGAUUACCUUGAGCCUCACUGGCAAUGUUCAUCAUGUCGCCGCCGAGUCUUCGGCUUGCGGCCCUUGGUGCGCUCUCCUUAUCAUGUCUUGUUGCCGGUCAAAAGAACUACACCCAGCUCGACUCGAUGCGGGCGCAGCUGGCUCUCUUCGGCGACCGACCGGCUGAUUGUCCUCCGUGUUUUAACUGUCUUCUCCCGGCCUACGAGUGCGGCCAGUACGCCGAAUGUAACGAAUACAACGGGAAAUGCGAAUGUCCGGCAGGAUUUGGAGGUGACGAUUGCCUUCAACCUACUUGCGGUUCGCUCGCCCGUGGCAAGGAUCGGCCGAUAAGAUCAGGCGAUACCUGCGAAUGCGACGAAGGCUGGACUGGAAUCAACUGCAAUGUCUGUACCCAAAAUAACGCCUGCGAUGCUCUUAUGGAAACUGGGGAUGGCGGUGUCUGUUACCAGAACGGCGAGGUCGUACAGGAGAAUCACCAGAUGUGCAGUGUUACGAACGAGAAGAUCCUUACUAUGCUCGAGGGCAAGAUACCUCAGGCCACCUUUACUUGCGAGAGGGAGUCGGGGGUAUGUGAUUUCCAAUUCUGGAUUGAUCGACUCGAAUCCUUCUAUUGUCACUUGGAGAACUGCGAGUCUACCGCAGAUUUCACCUCGGACCAGAACAGCAGUUACUACAAGUGUCCCGAUGUUAAGUGUGGUUGUAUUAAGGAUCGCAUGCUCUGCGGUGCCGAGGGUUCUAUCGACUUGACCGAAUUCCUCAAAGUUGAAGUCCAUGGCCCUGCUACUUUCAACUGCUUGCAAGAAAAUGGUGGUAUUAAUAACUGUAAAUUUAAAGAACCAGCCUUGGAUUGGAUGGUAGAGAACUUCUUCGGCGACAAGAGCAUCGAGUUGGAAUGUCGUUCUGGCGAGUGUCUCUACCACACGCAGGUUCCUGGAUACGAGCGCCCUAUCAAGAAGAUCAACACACCAUUGAUCGCGGGCGUGAUUGCGGGAUGCUCUUUGUUCCUUGUUGCCGUCGUCUUGCUCAUUUGGUACUUGUCUCGCCGACAGUACCGAUACGGACCUAUCCAACUUGACGAUUCCGAUGACGAAUCCACGAAGCUGAUGGUCGAUCACAAGCCGGCAACCCUAUACUUCGAAAAUGUCUCUUACGAGCUGAACGGGAAGACUAUCCUCAAAGAUAUAAAGGGAAUUGCACAUCCUGGGGAGAUCACGGCCAUUAUGGGUGCUUCAGGCGCCGGGAAGACUACGUUCUUGGAUAUACUAGCUCGCAAGAAUAAACGCGGCCGGACAUCAGGGGACUUCUACGUGAACGGAGAAAAGGUCACAGAUGCCGAGUACAAGAGUGUGGUGGGUUUCGUCGACCAGGAAGAUACUAUGCUUCCGACUCUGACUGUCCACGAAACGAUUCUUACUAGUGCCCUGCUUCGCCUUCCGCGUGGAAUGGGUCGUUCUGCUAAGGAGCAAAGGGUCUAUGAGGUUGAAAAACAGCUUGGUAUCUAUCACAUCCGUGAUUCCCUAAUUGGAUCCGAAGAGGGCAAGGGUAGAGGCAUUUCCGGUGGCGAAAAGAGACGUGUCAGCAUCGCUUGCGAACUUGUUACCAGCCCCUCGAUUCUCUUCCUUGACGAGCCGACCAGUGGUUUGGAUGCUUACAAUGCAUUCAAUGUCAUCGAGUGUCUCGUGACACUGGCGAAAACGUAUAACCGAACUGUUAUCUUCACUAUUCACCAGCCUCGCUCGAACAUCGUCGCCUUGUUUGAUCGGUUAAUUCUUCUUGCCCAGGGCAAGACCGUCUACUCUGGCCCCUUCUCUCAGUGCCAAGAAUAUUUCGACCAAAUUGGAUAUAGCUGCCCCCCCGGCUUUAACAUUGCAGAUUAUCUUGUUGACCUUACAAUGCAUGCCAGCUCUUCUGGUACCUUUGACGAUGGGUCUUUAGCGAACGACGUUGCGAGCGUUGGCCCUAGCAGCACAACAGCAGUCAAGUCUAUCUCAAGCAUCUCUAGAGGUACUAGCAUCGCUGAAGACAGCUCGAUCGAACCAUCCUCAAGCCGGCCUAAAGGUAAACGAAAGGAUUCCGUUAGAGCAAGGCAAGAGCGUGAGUUAUUCACAAGGAGGAAGAACACUGUCGAUACAGCCGCAUCAUCUGACGUGGAAGAGGAGAUUGGAUCGUAUAAGCUACAACGACAACCCGCCGGCACUGUUCCACAAAUUGUUGUCGAAGAUGUUCAUGAUCUUCCACCGUCUGCCGAAACUAACCUUGAUGGCCUUGUUAAUGCCUAUGCUGCGUCUGACAUCUCUAAGAGCAUAUCUGAAGAAAUCCAACAGGCUGUGAGCAGCGCUCAACAUGCCAACGGCCAGAAUGGCAAUGGAAGGGAUGGCACACAUUCAAAUGGAAGCGCAAUUGGUCGUGGUUAUGCUCGUGUCGGCUAUUUGACCCAAUUCAUCAUCCUCUCCCAAAGGACGUGGAGAAAUCUCUAUCGCAACCCGCUCCUCAUGCUAACUCAUUACGCCAUUGCGAUAGUACUUGCUGUUUUGUCCGGAUAUCUAUUCUAUGGCCUAACUGAUGAUAUCCCUGGAUUCCAAAACAGACUCGGCUUGUUCUUUUUCCUCUUAGCGUUAUUUGGUUUUAGCACCCUGACCAGCUUAAACGUCUUUGCAUCUGAAAGGCUUCUGUUUGUCCGCGAGAGAGCCAAUGGUUACUAUGCACCUAUCACGUAUUUCCUUGCGAAGGUCCUAUUCGACAUCAUACCUCUUCGGAUUAUUCCGCCAAUUCUGAUGGGAGCCAUUAUAUACCCCAUGACGGGACUCGUACCAGAUACGGCGCACUUUUUCAUAUUUAUGCUCGUUCUUGUACUAUUCAACUUAGCCGCCGCCUCGAUUUGCCUGUUCAUCGGCGUGGUUUGUAAAGACGGUAGCGUUGCGAACCUGAUCGGUAGCUUGGUUAUGCUCUUCUCAUUAUUGUUUGCCGGACUACUCCUAAACCAUGACGCAAUUCCUGACGCGGCAGUCUGGUUGCAAUCUCUGUCCAUCUUCCACUACGGCUUUGAAGCCCUCAUUGUUAAUGAGGUCCUCAAGUUGACCCUGGUGGAUAGAAAAUAUGGCCUCGACAUCACGGUCCCUGGUGCGGCAAUCCUGAGCUCGUUCGGGUUCAAUAAUGGAUCAAAGUGGAUGGACAUCGCCAACUUGGGCGUGUUUGCCGGCGUCUUUGUGGUAUUGGCAUACGUCGCGAUGCAUUUCUUGCUCGUGGAGAAGCGGUAGAGUAGAUGCCGCGAAGAAAAUUUCGGAAAUAUAUGUAAAAUUAUGUUGGUAUCUGUCAAGGCAUUGGCCAAAUUGGCAUCUGAUGCAUUGUCUCAAUAUUUCCUGCAUAGCUCGGCAAUGCUUGGGCUGGAUAGCUCAAGGGCAUAAGGGUCAUUUGGGGCGUUCAAGGUUUAGGCACAUACGA
Messenger RNA from Daldinia vernicosa, 3701 nucleotides. RefSeq lists its product as uncharacterized. Gene Ontology annotation, molecular function: ATP binding; ATP hydrolysis activity; ABC-type transporter activity. The record is from RefSeq and is a predicted model, not a curated record. The coding region runs from base 284 to 3517 and encodes 1077 amino acids. NCBI's taxonomy places the organism in Eukaryota, Fungi, Ascomycota, Sordariomycetes, Xylariales, Hypoxylaceae. Gene Ontology annotation, cellular component: membrane. The transcript has 4 exons.